Cucurbita maxima (winter squash) is the source of this 688-nucleotide messenger RNA. Its product is annotated as 40S ribosomal protein S15a-1-like. NCBI's taxonomy places the organism in Eukaryota, Viridiplantae, Streptophyta, Magnoliopsida, Cucurbitales, Cucurbitaceae. Gene Ontology annotation, molecular function: structural constituent of ribosome. Gene Ontology annotation, cellular component: cytosolic small ribosomal subunit; ribosome. Gene Ontology annotation, biological process: translation. The record is from RefSeq and is a predicted model, not a curated record. The transcript has 6 exons. Bases 93 to 485 code for a protein of 130 amino acids.
AAGCAUUGGUAUCAACGCAAACCCUAAUGCCCUUUGUUCAUAGUUGAAGCUGACGGACGCCUCCUUCUGUGAUCCAGCUUUAAUUUGGAAGGAUGGUGAGAAUUAGUGUCUUGAACGACGCUCUUAAAAGCAUGUACAAUGCAGAGAAGAGGGGGAAACGACAGGUCAUGAUCAGGCCUUCCUCUAAAGUGAUCAUCAAGUUUCUUAUGGUUAUGCAGAAGCACGGAUAUAUUGGGGAAUUUGAGUAUGUCGACGAUCAUAGAUCUGGAAAAAUUGUUGUUGAACUCAACGGUAGGCUGAACAAGUGUGGGGUUAUUAGUCCUCGUUUUGAUGUGGGUGUCAAGGAAAUUGAAGGCUGGACUGCUAGGCUGCUUCCUUCCAGACAGUUUGGAUUCAUUGUGCUGACAACAUCUGCUGGAAUUAUGGAUCAUGAGGAGGCUAGAAGGAAGAAUGUUGGAGGGAAAGUCCUUGGUUUCUUCUAUUGAACAUGGUUUUGAGCCACACCCAUUAUGGAAUUUUGACAUAGCUUUCGAAUAGUACUAUAUUUUCUCGGUAAAGAAAGAUCUUAUCCUGUAAUAAUUAGAUUUUGUGUUGCCAGUAAUUUAAUUCCAAGAUAAUUUGAUUGUUUUGGUUAAGACAUUUUGGUUUUUUAAAAUUAUAUUGGAAGAGAACCAUUGCUUUUUGAAUC